Molecule: messenger RNA, 745 nt
Organism: Bactrocera tryoni
Lineage: Eukaryota; Metazoa; Arthropoda; Insecta; Diptera; Tephritidae
Gene: APC10
Product: anaphase-promoting complex subunit 10
Exons: 3
Coding region: 81-629 (182 amino acids)
Biological process (GO): protein K11-linked ubiquitination; anaphase-promoting complex-dependent catabolic process
Cellular component (GO): anaphase-promoting complex
Source: RefSeq, a predicted model, not a curated record
UUCAAGUCAAAUAAACAAAUGAUUUGUUGUACAUUUCGAAAAUAAAUAUACAAUCUAGAAGCACUUGCAUAAAAACAGCAAUGGAGGGUAAUACCGAGGAAGAGGUUAGCAAUCAAGAUCCUUUACCACUUGAACGAUCAGGAGUCGUCAGGGAAAUCGGCAAUCAAGCUGUAUGGAGUUUGUCAUCCUGCAAACCAGGGUUUGGCGUUGAACGUCUGCGAGAUAAUAUAAUUGACACCUAUUGGCAGUCAGAUGGUCAACUUCCACAUCUUGUCAAUGUACAGUUUCAUAGGAAAACUCGUAUUAGUGCUGUUUAUUUGUAUGCUGACUACAAAUUAGAUGAAAGCUACACGCCAUCACGUAUUUCGCUGCGGACUGGCUCCAAUUUCAAUGACUUACAAGAGUUGCAAAAUCAAGAACUUUUCGAACCAACAGGAUGGACUGCUAUACAUGUGGAAAAUGGCAAAUCUCGUCCUGUACGUAUAUAUAUGUUACAAAUUGCGAUAGUGGCAAAUCAUCAGAAUGGCAGAGACACUCACUUGCGACAAAUACGCAUACACGCACCAGUCGAAAAUUCGAAAGAGAAAUUUACUUCGAUCACUUUCAAGAAAUACGAUAAUAUAAGAUAAGGAAUUUUGGCUAAUAAGUAAGAAUAUAAUUGUUUAAAUUACUAUAUAAACUUACCCCUUAGUUGUAAUAAUAAAUAUUUUGUCAAUAAAAACAUGGUUGUUGUAUAAAUUGCAAA